Phycomyces blakesleeanus NRRL 1555(-) is the source of this 1257-nucleotide messenger RNA. RefSeq lists its product as hypothetical. Bases 1 to 1257 code for a protein of 418 amino acids. The transcript is spliced from 6 exons. Gene Ontology annotation, biological process: signal transduction; regulation of GTPase activity. Gene Ontology annotation, cellular component: cytoplasm. The record is from RefSeq and is a predicted model, not a curated record. Lineage: Eukaryota; Fungi; Mucoromycota; Mucoromycetes; Mucorales; Phycomycetaceae.
AUGCGGCCAGCUUCAAUUCAUUCUCGGUCUUCGUCUUCGUCGUCUUCUUCAGCAUUUUCAUUUGGAAAUGAAGAAAAACCUAUAAGCCCGUCAGGCAGCUCAGGGAGCUCAGCAUUUUUUUCUAAGCUAACCAGUACAGUCAGAGAUACUCGAUCAAAAGUAGAAGCUAAAAAAACAGAGCUCAAUGCAACGAUGCAGGAAAAGCUUCCCGAGUGGAAAUCUCGCAGCGUAAUGUACGGAAACAUCGCACGAGAGACUGGCAUUGAGUGGGGAAGGCGAGGAAAAGUAGCUGUAGAGCGAUGGAAGAAAGAACCUCUUACUUCGCCAUCUACACCUCAUCUUGAACAUUCCGUGUUUGGUUUAUCCCUAUCUCUGGCGGUAUCACGAACUCGGAUAGAUCCAGAAGACCCUGUGCCAGCUGUGUUUCGGCGGUGUGUGGAAUAUGUUGAUAAACACGGUAUUAUGGAAGUUGGGAUUUAUAGAAUAUCCGGAAGUACAAGUACUGUGAAUGGUCUGCGGACUCUAUUUGAGGAUGGUUCUGAUGUUGAUUUGGAAGUAACACAGCCAGACCCCCAUGCAGUAGGAGCAUUGUUAAAGAUGUACUUGAGAGAAUUGCCUGAUCCUAUUAUACCGACUGACUUGGCACACGAAUACAGUCAGGUUAUCUCAGAAGCCAUCCGGACACAAGAGGAUGUUGGAAAAGAUACAUUGUCUCUUACUCCUGCGCUCUUAAAGACAAUGCGAAAUAUGACGGCAUCACUUCCCCGAGAUAGUUUUCAUCUCUUGCGGCUUUUGUGUGCACACUUGAGACGGAUCUCGGCGCAGGCAGCCACGAACCGAAUGACGACGUCCAAUCUGGCUCUCAUUUUCAUUCCCACCCUGGGUAUUGGGCGUCAUUUAUUUUAUUGCAUGGUUGAAAACCCUAGCCUUUGGGAUACAUCAUCCUCAGAAAUACCACCAACUCCAUCAACUCCACCAACUCCAUCUUCUCCAUCAACACCGGCUGGUCCGGUUCUUACCCCUCCUCCACUCCCUCAAAAACCCCUUCACAUCAAACUCCACUGCUCUCCCUCCGCUACCACUAAACCGUUGCCGAUUUCCACAAAUCCACCACCCAAGCCAAGUCGCUCUCCUCACCACACUAAGAAGGGAUCACCUCCAAUCUCAUGCUCACCCCCCGAUCGCGUCUGGAAACGUACACAUGGUACCAAGGUGAACGCAAUAGGUCGUCAAUUUGAAACGUUGAUGCACAAUUAA